CGGCUGUUCCCCACACCACUGAUUUCUCCCUUGCAAACAAGUGCAACGCAAAUUCUAGGCCAAUCGUCAAGUCCACGAAAACGCUCCACGAUUAAACCCUCCUUCAACUCCUCCACCCCCCAAAACCACCCAAACAACCGCUACAAUGGAGAACGAGAAGGGAGAGAUCGUCGACCUCUACGUGCCGCGCAAGUGCAGCGCCACCAACCGCAUCAUCAAGGCCAAGGAUCACGCGUCCGUCCAGAUCUCGGUCGGCAAGGUCGACGAGACCGGUCGCUACACUGGCGAGAGCGUCAACUACGCUCUCUGUGGUUUCGUCCGCUCCAUGGGUGAGAGCGACGACUCGCUGAACCGCCUCGCUCAGCGUGACGGUCUGCUCAAGAACGUCUGGUCCGCUUCCCGACAGCAUUAGAAGGGGAAUGGGACGGAGUUCUUGGGGGUUUUCUGGCUUUUUUCUUCAAAACAACGGCUAGUUGAAAUCUGAGCGUCGUUGAAUUCUGCCGAGUGGUCUUGUUCGUCCGUGAAGCUUCAAAGAACCAAACCCUCAACUAGACGUACCGAAGUAUAUUACCCACAGCGGCCGUUGAUGGCGCUAUUUACGGAGAGCAUCAACUAUUCCAACCGUUGCUAUUCGUGUGU
Molecule: messenger RNA, 639 nt
Organism: Tricharina praecox
Lineage: Eukaryota; Fungi; Ascomycota; Pezizomycetes; Pezizales; Pyronemataceae
Product: 40S ribosomal protein S21
Exons: 4
Coding region: 146-412 (88 amino acids)
Biological process (GO): endonucleolytic cleavage to generate mature 3'-end of SSU-rRNA from (SSU-rRNA, 5.8S rRNA, LSU-rRNA); endonucleolytic cleavage in ITS1 to separate SSU-rRNA from 5.8S rRNA and LSU-rRNA from tricistronic rRNA transcript (SSU-rRNA, 5.8S rRNA, LSU-rRNA); translation
Cellular component (GO): cytosolic small ribosomal subunit; ribosome
Molecular function (GO): structural constituent of ribosome
Source: RefSeq, a predicted model, not a curated record